AACACUGCAGCUCAUAGCUGCUGCUGUGUUGCAGCAACCGGUUAAAAUAGUAUAUUAAAAACAACUCGUUUUUAGUUUUGCUGUUUGCCAUGAUCUUGACUGAAGACAGGUUGAGCACGAUGAAAGGGACUCAAACUUUAUAUCUUCUUUUUAUCUCAGGAUUGUGCUUGUCUGCACUGGGAUCUUCGGAUUUUCACAUUAUUAAUAUUGUUAAGAAGAACUAUGCAGAAGCAAAGAACUACUGCAGACAAAUGUACACUGAUUUAGCUUCAGUUCACAACUCAAUAGAAAUGAAUCAUUUGAUAACCUUAGUUCCAAGUAUUAACAGAGCUUGGAUAGGACUGGAGACUGGAAAAGUGUGGAUGUGGCAUUGGUCCCUGCCAGAUGAAAAUCUGGAUUUUUUUAGAUGGAAGGAUGGACAACCACAAAUAAAAAACGAAGACGCGUGUGCAUUCAUGGAUAAAGAUGGCGAAUGGAUUGCGAGUGACUGUGGAACUAAAAGAAGUUUUGUUUGUCAUGGAAACGAGGUUGCCAGUGGUCUAAUUGUAACUAAGACCAAAUCAUGGAGGGACGCUCAGAAUCAUUGCAGGGACUUGUCGUAUGAUCUCAUUAGCAUACACUCAGCAGAAGAGAAUGAGGCAGUGCAUGAUUUGUCUAAGUCAGAAAACGUGUGGAUUGGCCUCUUUAAAGAUUCCUGGAAGUGGUCUGAUGGGAGCAUGUCAUCUUUCCGUUAUUGGCUACCUGCUCAGCCUAACUACCUUAAAGGUCAGAAUUGUACUGCUGUUAUUUUCAAAAAUCAAGGCAAGUGGAAUGACCUGAAAUGUGCCGGAAAGCGCCAUUUCGUUUGCCAAGGGGCAAGAAAAUCAAUUCCAACAACCACACAUCAAAGUACAGAGGGGACGACAGAAGAUCUGACAACUUUGUACUCAUCAACAUCUCAAGAGGUCCUAAUUACUUUUCAUUUUAAUGUGGUUUCUAAUACUUCGCACACCUCUAAAGUUACCACGGAAGAAGCAACAACUGCUAAUCGUCCGACAACACCAAAUACCACGGAUCGUGUGUCAAGCACGUCAAGCACCGAGCUCAACAAUGCAGCAACAGAAAUGUCAACUGUGACAGCAACACAGCAAAUUCCCACUACUACCACACUCAUAACUAGAGGUGGUAUCUCUACUAUUACAACACUGAAGCCGACUUCAGCCGAUACCACUUCACCGUCCUUAACUCUAAAGCCCACUAAAACCACCACUACUACCGCACUCAUAACUAGCGGUGGUAUCUCUACUUUACCUACACUGAAGGCAACUUCAGCCGAUACCACUUCACCGUCCUUAACUCUAAAGCCCACGGCAACCAGUCAUAGUUUGCUUACAGGAAACCUGAUACUAGUCCGGAAAAAUAUGACAUGGAUUGAAGCUAUGGGAUACUGCAGGGACCACCAUAUUGAUCUCAUCCACAUUACCACCAAAGACAUUCAGGGGAAGGUGGCUGAUAUGGCAAAGAAAGCCACAUCACCCCAUGUUUGGCUAGGUUUACGAUUCACUUGUAAAUUUAACUUUUGGUUCUGGACAAAUUCAACUACGAGUUGUUACCAGAACUGGGCCCCUGGACAAGGACCUACAGGGAGACAUGACUGUGGUGUUACAGGUGCCAUUGAUACCACUGGGAGGCAGCAGUGGGUAGGCCUGCCUGAGACAGAACAGCUGAAUUUCAUCUGCUCCACAUGCACUGAAUGAGAGUGGAGUAACUUCAGGAGACAUUGUUGUUGUUGCAGUUUUUCUGUAUGCUGUAUGGAGAAAAAUGAAACUGUUCUGGCUAUACAAUCUUUGUGAUUCGAAAGUAUAUGAUUCAACAUUAAAUACAAGUUUCUUUUAA
Trematomus bernacchii (emerald rockcod) is the source of this 1875-nucleotide messenger RNA. Its product is annotated as C-type mannose receptor 2. Lineage: Eukaryota; Metazoa; Chordata; Actinopteri; Perciformes; Nototheniidae. Bases 90 to 1736 code for a protein of 548 amino acids. The record is from RefSeq and is a predicted model, not a curated record. The transcript has 5 exons.